Molecule: messenger RNA, 743 nt
Organism: Cucurbita maxima (winter squash)
Lineage: Eukaryota; Viridiplantae; Streptophyta; Magnoliopsida; Cucurbitales; Cucurbitaceae
Product: probable WRKY transcription factor 43
Exons: 2
Coding region: 19-540 (173 amino acids)
Biological process (GO): regulation of DNA-templated transcription
Molecular function (GO): DNA-binding transcription factor activity; sequence-specific DNA binding
Source: RefSeq, a predicted model, not a curated record
AUUCAUAAUUCACAUGAUAUGGCAAGUUCUAGUACUGUCAAUUACCAAAGCUCUGAUGCUGCUGCUGCUGCUGAAAUUGAUUGGGUUGGGAUUUUUGGUGGUUACUCUGAUGUGAGUUUGGAAAUGGAGAAGGGCAGUGGAGUUAGUGAGGGUGCAACAAUGGCCAUGGGGGAUUAUAACUACCAGAAUGACACUCAUGUUCAUGUUCAUGGAGGGAAGAACAAAGGGAAAAUGGCGAUGGCAAAAAGAGGUGCAAUUCCUAGGGUUGCUUUUCAGACAAGGAGCGCUGAGGAUGUUCUUGACGAUGGGUAUCGAUGGAGGAAAUAUGGUCAGAAGGCUGUGAAACAUAGCACUCAUCCUAGGAGCUAUUACCGAUGUACGCAUCAUACAUGCAACGUUAAGAAACAAAUUCAACGGCAUUCCAAGGAUCCAACCAUAGUGGUGACAACAUAUGAAGGGAUUCAUAACCAUCCAUCUGAAAAAUUAAUGGAGACUCUAACCCCUCUUCUCAAGCAAUUGCAGUUCCUUUCUGGCAUUUAGAAUCUCAUUUUUCUUUUUUCCUUUUGCAAAGUGUAAGGUUGGGAUAUAAAUCACAUUAUUUUUUUACAUUACUUUACUCAACGUCGUCGUCGAUUUCUUCGACAAUGGCUUGCAAUGGUUGCUGUACAAAUGAAAAUUACUAUUCAUGAGUUGAAAUUGUUUUCAUUGAUAAUUAUAUGAUAAGAUAGGUAAAUGAGAUAUAC